Molecule: messenger RNA, 4532 nt
Organism: Apodemus sylvaticus (European woodmouse)
Lineage: Eukaryota; Metazoa; Chordata; Mammalia; Rodentia; Muridae
Gene: Hpcal4
Product: hippocalcin like 4
Exons: 5
Coding region: 221-796 (191 amino acids)
Molecular function (GO): calcium ion binding
Source: RefSeq, a predicted model, not a curated record
GGCGGCUCCGACGCGGACCCUACAGAGCCCGGUGUCCCCCUGAUAGCCAGCCUUGUCCCCGCGGCCGCCCAAGCUCGUAGCCACCCAGCGACUCGGCGAGCGGCCUCAGGUGGACAACCAUCUGGAGAGCCUGCCUUAGGCCAGGGACUUUCACUUCAAGCCGGAGCUCCAGUUCGAGAAAGAGGCACGGCUGCCUCCUUACCCCCAGCUCAGGCCCACCAUGGGGAAGAACAACAGUAAACUGGCCCCUGAGGUACUGGAAGACCUGGUCCAGAACACGGAGUUCAGCGAGCAGGAGCUAAAGCAGUGGUAUAAGGGUUUCCUGAAGGACUGCCCCAGCGGCAUCCUCAACCUGGAGGAGUUUCAGCAACUCUACAUCAAGUUCUUCCCUUAUGGAGAUGCCUCCAAGUUUGCACAGCAUGCUUUCCGCACCUUCGACAAGAACGGCGAUGGCACCAUCGACUUCCGGGAGUUCAUCUGCGCCCUUUCCGUCACCUCCCGUGGCAGCUUUGAGCAGAAGCUCAAUUGGGCCUUUGAGAUGUACGACCUGGACGGUGACGGGCGCAUCACACGACUGGAGAUGCUGGAGAUCAUCGAGGCUAUCUAUAAGAUGGUGGGCACUGUGAUCAUGAUGCGUAUGAACCAGGAUGGGCUCACACCUCAGCAGCGUGUGGACAAGAUCUUCAAGAAGAUGGACCAGGAUAAGGAUGACCAGAUCACGCUGGAGGAGUUCAAGGAGGCGGCUAAGAGUGACCCGUCCAUCGUGUUGCUGCUGCAAUGUGACAUGCAGAAGUAGAGGCCGGUGAGGGGCAGGGCCCCUGGCCAGGAAAGGCAUGGCACCUCCCAACCUGAUGUCCUCUCUGCUGGCCCAUCCCCAGGGAGGGGGGGCGUUCUAGCCUCACUCUCUAGCUCACCCACUCCUCUGCCCAAGCCUUUCUCUCCUCAGUCAAGCUCCUUGAGCGACCACCUCAUCCUGCAAAAGAGAUAGGUCCUCUCAAGCAGUCUGUCCUCAGAUAGUUUGUCACUAGCUCCACCUCUGGCCUUGGCCUAGAACCAACAUCCUUUGGGCUUAGGAGAGUUGGCUUAUGACCCAAGAGGCGAGGUUAAGGAGGGGCUGAGGACUUGCUUUGCAAUCCUGUUGUUCCCAGGAUUAUGGUCCAAAUAAACAGCAUGGUCCCAUCGGCCCCCAGUCAAAGGGCCAAACCGGGUCUGCCAUGGACUAUCCGGAUUCCCUGAGAGGUGGUCUCCGCCCUGCCCCCUUGCUCUACCUGGCUCCUCUGGCCCCACCCAGCCUUUGGAACGUUCAGUGAGUCCUUUCCUCAGCUAAUGCUUGUGGAGCACUCGCCCCGUGCCAGGCACCUGACCGUGCUAAGAAUAUGGCUGUUUACAGAAAUCCAUCCCUUGCCCUCUGGAAGCUCACAGGGUAAUGAGACAACUUCCAAGGGUUGCGGUCUCAGACAGGGAGGUAGGACACAAUGGAGAUGAAGGUGCGAGGCAGCUGGCCAAUUGUCAGAACUUGUGUGUCCUUCAGCUGGUGCCACCCAAAGCUGCAGAAAGACCGAAUGAAAAGCCUGUGGAAGUUUAGGUGCCACUUGGGUGGAAGUUUUAAAAAAAAAAAAAAACAACAAAAUUUUAUGUAAUAUUUAUUUUUUUAGUGCCCUUUCAAAGAGACAAGAUCAUUUUAUUAGACUAUUAAAAAUAUACUCUAUAUUAUUGAUUUCUUAAAAAAAAGAUUUAAAUGAAUAUAAAAAUGCUAAUGUUCAAGGGGGAAAAUGUUUAGGCAAAAGCAGUAGGGCUACUACCAUCAGACCCGGAGAACCAGAACUCUCACCACCAGCAGUUCCUGCUGUCUCUGCUACAUCCUUUUAUUACCUUUUCUCAACUCUAUGAGUGACUUUUCUGUCGCGCACUUGGGUGCUGCCAUCAGAGAAAGGAACAAAGUUUACCAUGGGCAAGCGUCGUUCAGUCCCACACCUCAGUAGCCUGUUUCUGAGUUUGGGUUGGUUUUUCAAGGAUCGGAUUAUUCUUUCACAGUCUAAGAUAGAAGGAGCUAGAAGAAAGAGGUCAUGUGGCCGCUGUUCAGGCUUUGGGGCUGCGCCUAUUUGUGGGUUAAAUGCUUAAAGAAUGUGCUGGGCAUACUCCAUACGAAAGGCUUUUUCCUUAACCCUUCCAUUCUAGAUCUGCCAGGUAACCUACUUUGUCACCUUCCCAGCUCACCAGCUUCACUUCCUGAAUUUUAAGGUCUAUGAGCUAACUAGUGUGCUGCAUGCUUUUCAGAAAAGCCCACUUGCUUCUCCCGUUCCUCCGUUCACUUUUGCCUGUGCUUCCUCGCAAUCAGAGGUUGGCUUUGAUGUGCGAUGACAGCUGGCUUCCUCUUGAACUGCUGUGAAAACAGUCUAGUACAGAGAUGCUGUCAGCCGGGGUGGGAGUAGAGGGCGCUUUUGACGCUGGGGCGUGUGGUGGGGGAGAUUGUUCUGCAGAAGAUACGCUAUUUGCCACUUCCGAGUGCUCACCUCCUUGCUGGUGGAAAUGUUUGUAGAUUCUGAACUGUGGUCCAAAGUUCUGUCAGACUUUCCUUCUUGUGGCCUUUGGAGGGAGCAAGACACCUUCUUCCUGACCUGCCUAUCCAGGCCACAUGGUAAGGGUGAGGAACUCUUAGCCCUCAGUCGUACUGGCAGGUGUUUAUCUGGUGAUGCUUCAUGGGACAGUUCCAUAGCUCUCACAAACGGCCUGUUAAACAUGUCUUGUGCUGGCGUCAGUGCCACAGACACAUAAAUGCUCAACUGCCUAGCUCGGCUGGGACCUGACUCUAAUGAAAAGCUUCUCCUCCCACCCCCACAAAUGUUUAAUCUAGUCCAGCUCACAAUGACACAGAAUUUCUUGGCUUUCAAAGGCUUGGAUCUACAUGCACCUCAUUUUGUCCUCAUAGCCCAGGGAGACAGGGUUUUUCUGUACUUUUACCCAGGCUCGGAAGCUAAGGUUAAGGGUUGAGGGUGAGAGGUCUCUUGUGUGAUAGACACACUGCCAAGACUCAAACACAAGGCUAAGAGUCUCUUCUUUCCCCCAUCUGAUUUGUCCAGAUGCUAACUGCAGGACAAAUUGACUUUUGUCCUUUUAGAAGUUUCCUGCCAAGAACUUUCUGAAGCCACAGUCUUCCAAAAAGGAGGAGGAGGAGCUUGAAGUCUCGCCAUUUUCAAGCAUCUUCUUGUUGCUUCUGGGAAGCUUUGUAUGGACUGAUCCUGUUCUUGGAGGCUGCUAACCCAAUCCUGGAAGCAUCUUGCAUUGUCUUCCCCACUAUCUUCCUUCCCAAAAGAAUUGCUUUUCUUUUUCCAAGCCAGAAGGCAAGUUCUACCCAUGAGACAGAUCACUCCAGGCUUCUGGCCCCCACUCAGGAGCAAUAUUUGCUACUCAGGACAAAGGUUUCAGACAUCCAGCAGGCCCCAAGCUGGCUCUGCCCUCUUGCUGAUGGGAGGAGCCACAGGCAGGUUAAGCCUUGCUCCCACACCCUCCUGGGUGUCUAAACCACGGGAGACCAUGUGGUAGAGCGCCCAUCCCUGCCUUGGGAAGAGAGAGAUCUCCCAUCUCUGCUCCAGCUUGAGAAGCACUUAGCAUGAAGCACAGGUCAGCAGAGAUCUGUGUGUGACAUGCACAGACAUGAAAACAUACAUACACUUAAAACACUGACAUAUCAAAUUCUCCUUCGAGGUUCUGCAUCCUCUUGCAAAGAAGUCUGCGAGUCUGGUGGUUCCAGAUUUAGCCUUCUCAUUCCCGCUAUCCUCAUUCAUCCUCUCUGGCUAAGUGAUGAGCCUCUUAUUUCUCAUCCCUAAAAAUCCUCCACGUAGGCUGCUCUGUGUGCCGCUGCGGUCCGUGCAGCUGCAUAAUUACUCGCGUAUCUUUAAAAUUAAGAGAAAACCAAGCCCGCUGGCAAAGGCACUGAUUCUUUUCUGCUCUGGCAAUGGCAGAGCCUCAAAAGCAGAAAUCCGCUUUACGCAGAAGGUUGUGGGAGCAAGAAGAGGACAGGCUGGGCUUCCUAGGCAGGGCAAUGAGCAGACACUGUAAAUAUUUUUACACAAAAAUUUAUUAAAGCAAAAGUCAUUUCCUGAAGAUCCACCCUGGGUGAGGCUUUGUGUUGGCUUUAGAAAUCACCACGGGAUGAAGAAUACAUUUCUUACAUAGCUCCUUCAUUGUACUUAAAGAAAGCAAAGGAUUCACGUGCUCAAUUUAAAAGUCGCAGAAAAACAUGUUUUUCCUCCCUAGACUUUUCAGGGUUUUCUCUUCUUAGCUUGGUGGGAGUGUAGGGUAGGACAGGGUCUCUCAGGAUGCAUGGGUCCCUCUGCUUGGUGGAGGCUGUCCAGGUGCAUGGUCUUCUAAGCAGUGCGGAAGCCUAGGUGUACCCCCGUUCACUAUGGGAGCCCCAGUGUAGCCCUGCCCCCUCCAGACAUGCUGCUUCUAAUUGUGUUCACAGCAACCAUCUUCACUGAUCAACCCUGUGCCAAGUGGUGUGUGUUUUUUCCCACUGACAAUGAAUAAAA